Molecule: messenger RNA, 1791 nt
Organism: Naegleria lovaniensis
Lineage: Eukaryota; Heterolobosea; Eutetramitea; Acrasida; Naegleriidae
Exons: 2
Coding region: 1-1791 (596 amino acids)
Source: RefSeq, a predicted model, not a curated record
AUGAAUAAUCAAGGUUCGAGAGUACAACCUUCUCUUCUUCCACAAAUCAAUCAUCACCAACAACAACAAUCACGACAAUUCAGUGCUGGAUCUAUGGCACCACCUAGCCAAACUUAUGCAUCAAACAGACCACCCUUGUACUCGUCUGUGAGUGCUAACAACGUUUUUGCAUCUUUGCCACAAAACUCAUUUUCAAAUUUGAGUAACGGUAAAUUUGGCGGGAGAUCAGACAAUUUUUCGAGGCGGGAAUCCUCUGCCGUUCAUACAGCGCUUCAUUUACUGAAAGAAGAAGAACUAUUGGCUGACGACGAUGAAGUAAACAGCUGUUAUUCUUCAUCUACGUCACAAUCCUCAUUAUCAUCAACUCAUCAAGGUCACACUCAUACCAUGAAUUAUCUCACGAACAGAACUUCUAACAUGUCUCUCUCCUCUAAUGGCUUUGGUGCUUUCCAUCAUCCUCAAACCUCAAUUUUAGAAAAUCAGAACCCAACACCAAAGAACAACCUUAGAGAGUUUAAUGCUGUUAAGAAUGCUGAGGCUGCAAUUGCUGAAGAUGACGACGACUUUUCUGACUCUGAGUAUGGUGAUGAAUCCAUGUACUCUGAGGAAUACGAUGAUGAUGUCUCGAUGGGAUUUGACGAAACUUGCUCCGAGCAUAGCUAUAGUGGUAGCACAGGUCACAAUUACAGUAACUCAUUCGCAGGUCUUCCACUCUAUACCUCUUCUGCGAAUUCUGCUGCUUGUGGUUUCAUUCCUCCCACCUCAUUCUUUGCACCACAACCCUCAGCUGUAACGACUAGCAUUCCUUGUUACACCUCUUCGUCAUAUUUUUCUCAUAAUAAUGAUGAACGACCUCCUCAACGACCUCAAGUAACAAAUCACCAACAACCACACACCCAUGCAGAACACAAUCAACAACAGCAAAUCUCAGAAUCUGAUGACGAACUAGAUAAGGAACCAGUAAACUUGUUACCCUCCUUGCAACCACUCUAUUACUAUAGAGCACACAAUUCUGGAAGUGGUACAAUUGAUACAACGAACUGUGUUUUAAUACAAAAACCACCGAAAACACUUGACGAAGCACACUCCAUGAGAAGUGUGAUAUUUGCAAAGGAUGUUGAGAGUGAUGUUCUUUCCAACAUGAGAAUGAACCAAUUUAAAAACAAACCAAAUCCCAACUACAUUGGGGAGGUACAAACCGACAUCAAUGAACAAAUGAGAUGUAUUCUAAUUGACUGGAUGAACGAAGUGGCUUCAACCUAUCGUCUCACUCCUGAAACACUUUUCUUGAGCGUGAAUAUUUUGGAUAGAGCUCUCUCCAAAAUUGCUGUUCGAAGAAACAAGCUACAAGCGGUUGGAGUGACCGCACUGUUUAUUUCUUCAAAAUUUUGUGAGAUUAGCCCUCCUCCAAUUAAGGAGUUUAUCUACAUUGCAGAUCAUGCAUUUGGAAGAGAAGAAAUUUUGGCAAUCGAGAAACGUAUUCUAAAUGAGCUUGAGUUUGAGCUUUGCUCCGUUCAGCCUUACGAUUUUAUUGAAAAGUUUUUAGAAAAUUGUGGAGUUGUAGACAAUAACAUUGUCAAAUACCUUUCAUAUUAUCUUUGUGAAAUGCAACUACAAAACUAUCAAGUAUUGAAAUAUUCUCCAGUGGUCAUUGCUUCAUGUUCAAUUAUGCUCGCCUUGUAUUUGAUUGAUAUGAAUUAUUGGACUUGUGAUUUGGCGAAAUGUUUUGGAUUUUCAUCUCAGGCAUGUGAAGGUCUGCCCAGUUCACAUUGGAAGAUCAACAGUUGGUAA